Messenger RNA from Galleria mellonella (greater wax moth), 11821 nucleotides. Its product is annotated as non-canonical poly(A) RNA polymerase protein Trf4-1-like. The record is from RefSeq and is a predicted model, not a curated record. Lineage: Eukaryota; Metazoa; Arthropoda; Insecta; Lepidoptera; Pyralidae. Gene Ontology annotation, cellular component: TRAMP complex; nucleolus. The transcript is spliced from 9 exons. Gene Ontology annotation, biological process: RNA 3'-end processing. Bases 206 to 2065 code for a protein of 619 amino acids. Gene Ontology annotation, molecular function: poly(A) RNA polymerase activity; mRNA binding.
AGUAUUACAAUUGGAUUAAAACCUGGAAUUUAUUUUGCUAAGAUGGCUCCCUCUAGUAGUUAAAUUGUCAACUAUCCGCGUGUCGUCCAUGUUCCGAAUGUGGUGUGACUUAUUUUUGUUUUGUGUUAAUUUUCAAUUAGGAUAUUAUAAAUGUGAAAUGCAAAAGCAUGUGUUAUCCCAUAUAGUGGAACCUUGCUCUGGCUGAAUGGAUCCCGCCGUCGCGUGGUAUCAGCCCGAGCAGGAAGGACCCGCGAAGCGCCUGUGGCUUCGUAUCUGGGAAACUCAAAGUGAAAUAGACAAAAUGAAUUUAAAGAACUUAGAGAACGCUAAUCCUAAUGUGAAUAAGGCCCAAGACUUUAUACCAAUAAAUGAUGUGAACGGUGAAACUAGGAAUAACAAUUAUUUCAACCCAGCCCGGAGGAAAAUGAACGACAACCGCGCAUCAACGUUUAACCUGAACAAAAAUCGCGAUGCGCUCAUAGGAGAAUUUGGAGGUUGCCCGUGGAGGGUGCCUAAUUAUACUUAUAAGCCUGGUAUUUUGGGGCUCCAUGAAGAGAUCGAACACUUCCAUGCGUACAUGAUGCCGACAGAAACGGAGCACCUCAUGAGGUCCACAGUGGUCUCCCGUAUUCGCAGCGUGAUCCUCGCGUUGUGGCCGCAGGCCCGCGUCGAGGUGUUCGGAUCCUUCCGCACUGGCCUCUACUUGCCUACCAGUGAUGUAGAUCUAGUUGUUAUUGGCCAGUGGGAGAAGCUGCCACUGUGGACUCUGGAGCGGGAACUAGUGGUUCAGGACAUUGCCGAGAAGGAGAGCAUCAAGGUGCUGGAGAAGGCCACGGUGCCAAUCGUUAAGAUGACAGACAAAUACUCUGAUGUCAAGGUGGACAUCUCAUUCAAUAUGAGUAGCGGCGUCAAGAGUGCCGAGCUCAUCAAGCAGUUCAAGGAGAAGUACCCAGUGCUGUCCCCGCUGGUGAUGGUCCUGAAGCAGUUCCUACUGCAGCGCGAUCUGAACGAGGUGUUCACGGGCGGCAUCUCGUCGUACUCGCUGAUCCUCAUGUGCAUCAGCUUCCUGCAGCUGCACCCGCGGCCGGAGCGCGUGCGCCAGUGCAACAACCUCGGCGUGCUGCUCAUAGAGUUCUUCGAGCUGUACGGCAGGAAGUUCAACUAUGUGAAGACGGCGAUCAGGGUGAAAAACGGAGGCUCCUACGUCUCCAAGGAUGAGAUACAGAAAGAAAUGAACGACGGUCACCGUCCGUCGCUGCUGUGCAUAGAGGACCCGUUGACUCCGGGCAACGACAUUGGCCGCUCCAGUUACGGAGCGCUACAAGUCAAGCAGGCGUUCGACUACGGGUACAUCAGCCUGCAGCAGGCGGUGGCGCCGCACAACGCGCUGCUGGCGCGCUGCAGCGUGCUGGGCCGCGUGGUGCGCGUGACGGACCACGUGCUGCAGUACCGGCGCUGGGUGCGCGACACCUUCCAGCCGUACUUCUUCCCGCGCGCGCCCGCGCCCGCCGCCGCCGCCGCCGCGCAGCCCACGCCCACGUGCACGCCCACGCGCACGCGCACGCCCACGCCCUCGCCCUCGCCCUCGCCCUCCGACACCGACCCCGAGUGGUCGGAUAGCGGGUCCCGCGCCGCAGGCACGCCCCCCUCCCCGUCGCUGCCGUCGACGGGCGGCGGCGGUGGUGGCGGCGGCGGCGGCGGCGGCGGCGUGUCCGGGGGCGGCGGGCCCCGCACGUCGCCGCCGCCGCUGUCGGCGCUGCAGUGCUCCUCGCCGACCCCGCGCCGCGUCUCCGCACAUCAGAGCCUCAUCAUACACCACAUCACCAGCAACUCCGACUUUAACAAUAUACCCUCAGGCGUAAUACAACGGUAUGGUGGAGGCGACAGCAAGAACCGCAACCCGCGCUCGUUCCCCAAGCAGCGGCGGUACGGGUCGCCGCCCGCGCCGCCCGUCCCCGCCGCCCCCGCCCCCGCCCACGCCCCCGCGGCCGCCCGCCGCCCGCCCGAACAGCGCCACCACAAGAAGCGGCGGCAGUACCCGCAGCCGCCGCACCCGCCGCGAUGACCGUGCGCCAACCACUACUCUCACUAGGUUAGCUAGCUGUAAGGACUAGGUACUCCAAAUAUGGACUCGAGUCGCUGACUAAGUGUCGCUACAGAACGCGAGCUACGUACAAGUGGCUCGUAGUAAGUACACGCGGCUGCACGUGACCACUCGUCGACGCUUUUAGAUAGGGUAUGGCCGUGUUAAGGAGUUAUUACACUAUCAAAUAUAAAAGAUUAUAAUGUGUAUUUAUGGAUUAUAAAUAUAGGAUAUAAUAGGAUAAUAUGUGGUCAUACUAUAUUGAAAAUGCAUCACUAGGUCAGUAAUAUAUAAAAUAAUAUAUAAAAAACCGCUUAACAAAUUUUAAUAAAAUUUUAUGAAUGUCUUAUCUUGAACUCGAGAGAUAGAUUUGUUUGUACCGAUAAGAGAGAACGUAUCCGACAGGUAGCAAAGACAAGGGGCAAAAUAAUGUAUGCUAGAUCAGCUAGUGAAAUAAAUAAUAUUUAAAAAUAAAUUAAUGGACUCAGAUUUACAUUCCUAUAUAUUUCUUGUAUAAUAUUCGGUCGAUUUGAUAUAUUUUCAGUAUACACUUUUUGUAUAAUUUUGAAUUUAUACAAUCUCUUAUACAGCUUUAGACUGAUGAAACUUCUUGUAACUUGUAUUUAUGGAUCAUAAAUAUAUAAUUAUGUAUAUUUGGUAGUGUAAUAUAUCCCUUAAGACUGGUUGGCUCUGACUCGAUUGUUCGUUCGAGAGGACUGUAUUCGCGUGUUGGUACCUACAGGUGACCACUUGUGUGCACCUUAGCUUCUGUAGUGAUUUAUAUACUGAAGUGUUGAGACACGACUGAGAUAAAACAAUUGGUAGACAGUGUUGCCUCUGUAAAAAUAAUAUCAAAAAUACCUAUCUGGUAACAUCUCUAUUUCCUGUCGGCUGUUAUGUGGUUUUCAUUAUUAUUGUUUUAAAGUUUAUUUAAAAAAAAUAGUCUACUGAUAGGUUUACGUCAGAUUUGUGUGCAUUCAAGAAUCAAAAGUUAUUUUUGUACAAGAUGUAAUAGUACCUGUACAGGUCCAGCAACUUGAGGCGAGCAUUCAUUUAUUGCUUAUUGCAAGACAGAGACGGAUCUGUUCCGCUUUUUUUUGUCUUAUAAAUGCUAAUCAGUGUUCACUCAAGCCGCUUGAUCGUCUACGCAGCCUUUUAAGCGUGGACUGGCACAAAAGUAUUCGGUUAUAAACAUGGUCCAUCAGUGUACAUUGAGCCUAAAUAGCUCGGUUAGAGAGAAUAAAGUCUAGUACACAAGAGAAUCAUAUGCUAUAUUAAGACAGAGUACUUGUUAUGUUACCUCACGCGGGCGAGGUCGCAGGGCACAGAUAAUAAAAAUAAUAAUAAUGAAAAGUACAAAUGAUGUCCAGAGAUUGAGAGUCGGUCUGUCUUCAUACUAAUGGCUUCUAAACUCCUUAACCGUUGCGUACUAAAUGAUGACCACAGUGUAGUGUUUGUUGCAAGAUGCUUACAACGUUAUCGAUGGAGUGAACACAUAAUUGGAGCCAAUAAUCACCUAUCUCGCUUACAUCCCAUAACAAAGAAAGGGAUAGUAAACACUUGUUGUAGCCGUCUGUAGUGGUGUUCGGUGUAUAUAGAUUGGAUGUAUUUGUAAAAGAAAUGUAUUUAAAUAUUUAUACGAGCUGUCUAGUACACAGUGUACAGGCUUUAUUUAAUUAAUGCUAGAUGGCGCUUUGUAGUAUACCCAUUGAUUUUUAUUAUUUCUGUCCCGCUUACACACGACAAGGAGAGACUGAUGUGUGGAGUCGAGAAAUUGUAUUCAUUGGCAUCGAUUCUGUGUUCAUGUAGUCAUGUCCUAUAUUUUGUUUGUAAGUUUCUUGAUUUGUCGACAUCGUGGUAGAAUCUGAGGCGCUAUUUUUUUUUUAUUCUAAGACUUAUUUCAGUUUGAUAUUAUAAAGGGAAUUGUUCUAAGGAGCGCGGACUAGGAACUCUCUUAUUUUUAAAAAUGAGUGUCAAUAGGCUAAUAAACUUAUUUUUAAUUUUUUAUGAAUAAGAGGGUAAAUUUAUAAUAAUUGUGUCGAAACAAUCUUGAAAGUUUUUGAUGGCCCCUGACGUGAGAGCAUUUGUACAAUGGUUUGACAAAUUUAUUAUUUGUCAACUAUCAAAAUAUAUUAAAAUUUGAAAAGCAAAAUGUGUAAUAUUUUUAAAAUUGAAAUGCGAUUCAUUCUGUUAAUAAAUCUGUUACUAUUUAGUUCGCAAGAGAGAUUUGAAAAUAAUCACGCAAAAGUAUUUAAUUGAAAAUUGACAAAUAAUACAGACAUUGUCCGAUACCGUUAUGAAUGUUUUUAAUAUAAUUUAUUAAUUUUUCAAUAUAUUGUACAGUUUAGAAAUAUCCCAGUGCGAUCGCGUCCGAUUCUACCUUGUACUCGUGUCCAACAUGUAUGUACAUACACACGAACACCACACACUUAUACACUGUGUCAUAUCUCUACAAUGAAUGAAUUGUUAACGCAACAACCGAUGCGGUAUUACGCAUCGUUUCAUUGGAAAUAUCCAGUGAGAACACGACGGGAGGUGACAUGGUGAUACGGCACACUAUCAAUAUGGGACCUUAUAGCUUGCUUCGUGUUUUUAAAAAGGCAAAUUUCCAAGGUAUUUCGUAUACCGCAUUUAUUAUACAAAUUUUAAUUGACACCCGAAUGAACUAUGUUACAAAACGGAAAUGGUUUUAUAUGCAUGAAAUAUAUCUCUUGUAUUUGUCUCACGUUAUAGACACUGUACCACACUGUAAGGAGUAACCAGUAGUCCGACGCUUAUGGCUUGUCCCGAAUAAUUGUAAGGCAAUUCGGGACAUAUUGCAAUAUAUUGUUGUGUCGGACGACUGGUAGAUAAGAGACUGUGAUACUACUGUGCUAUUUAUUUGUGAACGUGAUAAAUGUUUUGGUCUCUUUCCAUCAAGUCGAGAAGUUAAUUCGAUGGAACGAGACGAAAGACUUAUUACGUUUCUAUGAAUAAAGAUUGUCGGCUUUUAUUGUAUGUGUCGUGCUCAAUUCAGGCCUGGCCAUUGAACUGAGUCCAAGAGAUGGUAUUGAUAAUUUCGACUAUUUAACCUGUAAGCCACUGAGGGUUGUUUGGCCAAAAGAAAUUGUAAAAUGUAUCUCUUAUUUGUAAAGAUAUAUAGUGAGAAUAAUAUAUAAAUACGUAGUUUAGAUUAUAUAGCGACGGUUAGCGACCGAUAUCUCCUUACACACGUUUAUAUAGAAGUUGCAAAAAAUUUUCCUAAUUUUAAAUUACUUUUUUUUUUUGGUUUCAUCAUAUAACUUUGUAGUCCUCAGGAAUAGCAACGCAUGACUAUAUCCUGGGCAUUGCCCUCAGGAAUAGCAUUGCAUGAUUGUAUCCUGGGCAUUGCCCUCAGGAAUAGCAUCGCAUGACUAUAUCCUGGGCAUUGCCCUCAGGAAUAGCCUCGCAUGACUAUAUCCUGGGCAUAGCAUGACUAUAUCCUGGGCAUCGCAUGACUAUAUCCUGGGCAUCGAAUGACUAUAUCUAUACUGUCUAUGGUACUGUUCAUGAUUACAGGCGACGGUUGCCACUUACCAAUAGGUGGACCGUCAGCUUAUUUGCCAUUCUGAGUACUUGAAAAAAAAAGAAGUAUUUAAAUUUGGAAUGUUUUCUGUCUCAUGUAAAAUAUUGUCCGUUUUAGCGAGGGUGAUACAUUAUUAAGGAAAUAUUCGUGGCUAACCAUGGAUAGGUCCCGUGCUGCGCGCACGCCGUGAGGGUGUACUAGUUCGAGCGGAGGCGGACACCAUACAUUGUGUAUGAUAGAGGUUAACUGGUGCUUGUAGACGUAAUAUCCAUUUUGGCACAUUGCAUCCGUGGGCGCAUGCAACGCGUCUGAGUCGACUUUGGCAAUGUAUUGUAAAACAGGAGUUUCUUGCAGGCGUUUGUGAUUAAUAAAUUGCUGGACUCCAUUUAAUGUAAUUGUCUGUAGCUAGUCAUCGGCAGCUGUAUUUUGUAUAAUUAUUUAUUUUAUUAUUUUAUUAGCUAAUAAUCGCAUUCGGCUUAGUAUAUUAGAAUGAGAUUUUUUUUUCUAACAUCACAAUUGUGUUCUCAGUUCGAUUUGUCACCAAAUGAGCGUUUUAUAAUGCCGUAGCACAGCGCGGCACGUCACGGCACGAUUUUAUGCUGACGGUGUAUUGGGAAAGAGGUACGUAAUAUAUUAUUAUGAAUGCGUCUUUAUAUUUUCGUGCACUAUCGUAUUCAUUAGUACGUUAUGCUCGUCUGUUAUAUCGUGCCGUGCCGUGUCGUACCGUGCCAUGCCGUGGAUAUGAUAAUUGAUCGAAUUCUGUAACUGUACCUAUGUACGUACACGACGUUACAACGGCAAAGUGCUCGGCAAAAAAUUACAGUGUUUUUGAACCUAUUGUAAUUAUUCGUGUAUUUGGUGACCAUUUUGUGAGUCGAUUUGAACACAUCUUUAGAGUGAAAUGAAAUAAUAUUAAUAAUUAUUUAUUGGAACUUAGAUAAUGUGAGCUCCUGAUGGUAGUGACAUAUACAGUAGGUAUAUGCAAGUUUUGCAGCAAUGUGCCGAAUAAUGUAGUCACAAAACCUUACCGAAACGUCGUCGACACCUCCAGUAUAAUAUGACCGGUAUAUAGUGAACUGCACGUGUGAAAGAACAGAAAUAUCAACAUACUGCUCGUAUUAUACAUGUAUCUAAUAUUCAAUUAAUAACUAAACGGCGUUUUGGUUGUAUUUCUUUAUUCUGACAUGAAAUUGUAGAACAAAACAAUACAUGAUGCAUAUUUUGUAUGCAUAAUUAUAUAGCGGGUGUUAUGUAGUGAAAAAGUAUUGCUAAAGUUAUCCACAAUAGGCAGUCCUCUUCAGGGCGUACAGUACGAUUUGUGGCUUCGGGCGUGGGUUAAUAAAAAACCUCUAAAUAUUGUAACUUGACGGCAAAAACUGAGACGAAACUCUUUACACAGGCGGAAUUUGAAAUUGUUUGCAUUUUUAAAAAGUAUUCUACGAGUGAGGCUAAACUUUUGCUAAAUGGAACAUGGAUUUAAAUGUAGAGGAUUAAUUUAAUUCUUCGAUGUUAGACAAUUGGUCGCGACCUUUUACUGUAGCUGGGUUUUCAAAUUUGUGGUAUUUCAAACCAUAUAAUUUUGUGUAGAAUAUUUAGAACUGAUAGCACGCUAACGAUUUCGAAUUCAGCCUGUACUGUCUCGUUUAUUUAUUUAUUUAUUUUUUUUUGAUAAAAUCGCUUUUAAAUAGUUGAAAGAUGUCACUGUAAUAUAAUUACAGUUUACAAGUAUUAUUCACAUACAAAAAGUAUGAACGUUUACGACGCUAAAUCAUUCGAUUUAUAGAAGGUAAGCAGCAGCCGAACAAACAGUAGGCUGACUUGGUAUCGAACGGGGAACAAGUUUACAUCGCAUUGGAUACAUGUGAGUUUGACGGUACAUUGUACAAUUUUGGUGUCUUUAUUUGAUGUCCAUUCGAUGUGAUUGCGAUUUGAAAGCAAUUCGAUUGUAUUAUCGAUUGUUAUUGUAUAUUCAUUCGGAUAAAAAUACUGUUAAGUACUGAACACUGUCCAAUUUUUUUUUUAGCCAAGGUAUAGUAAAGACUUACGAACGGUAUACAAUUAUGCCGGGAAAUCUAUCGGAAUUCACAAAAUUAAAAAAAAAGUGAGUUAAGUAAAAACAAAUUAGAAUAAAAGAAAAACAAUAUUAAAUUAAAUAAAAGCAAAAAAAAAAGAACUAUUAAAUUAAGUUUUAAUUCAGUUCUUAUAUUGUAUAUUUAAAUACAUAAAUUUAAAUAAUUAAAUUUACAUUAUGUAAAGAAAAAAAUCUUUAAAAGUUUGGGAAAAUCCCUAACGAGUUUUUCCCAAACUAUUCGACCACAAGCUGUAUUUGUAAAAAUUGUAAGGAUAGACUGCACUCUUAUCUGCCGACCCCGCAAGGGAGUUGUUUUAAAGAUGGCGAUCAGUCUGAUAUGUUAUUAGUAAUUACUAAUAUUUAUAAAAAGAGAAAUCCUGACUGACUUCUGACAGAGCGCCUUGGAAGUAUAAAGUAUCUAUUAAAAAUAAAAAUAUUAUAAUCAAUCUGCAAUAAUUAAAGCUAUCGCAUAAUAUACAUACGCAAUAAACUAGGUACAGUCAAGUUGACAGCCUCCUUAUUUGAAGGUGGUAAUAAUAUAAAAAAAAUAAAAAAAUAAAUGUAAAGUAUAUAUUUAUUAAUUUAUUUGGAAAAAAAAACUUGUAAUCGCAUGUAUGUAGACAGGUGACAAACGGUUUUAUUCCAAAAAUGAUACGACUUCAAUUUUAAUGUUUUGACCGUAUAGGUCAAUGUAUAAAAAAAAAAUUGUUGUGGCGCGAAAAUGUAACAAAAAGAAUUCCACUUCGAAAUUCAAAUAUAAAAAGAAUACAAGUGACUUUUCCGUUAUAUAUAUAGAAAGAGGAUGUGAGGUACAAUUCUUAAUCUAUGGUUACGGACGAUCUAUCACGUAUGACGUCAAAUUUCAUGCGUCAUAAAAUUUAUAUCCAGCAACAAUAACGUUAGUCCCAUUUCCACCAUUGUUACUGUACCAUAUUUGAUUAAUUAUAGAAUCGUUUGACUCGCCUACUCCCACAUAAACCCUACAUAGAACGCGUCUAGAAGGAUAAACCAUUAUAUUUUAUGGUUAAGUAAUUCAUACGGAUAAUGAUUAAACAUAUUUAUUUUGAAAUAAAUUUAAUUGAAUAGACUUAUACAUGCCUUAAUAAUAAAUGUUCUAAUCUGGAGACUAGUCUCCCCAUAAGAGGAGAAAAUAGUAUAGUUAUGGAGCAUCCAUUAUCCACGCUAGAUGUGUUAGUAUAGGUAAUCCCUUUAUCUCUUUUGCACUUGUACUGCGCUUUUUUUCUGUAGCUCCCUUACUAUGUAAAUCUAUGACUGCUUGGGGAUGUCAGCACACUGGUUAUACGAGCUACCUUAGAUUAUGUAGAUACGAGUGUCUCCAUACAAAUACGACAGAAGAGAUUAAAAAAAUAAAAAAACGAUACAAAAUUCUUACGAAUAUAUUUGAAAGAAUAAGAUAAACAAUGUUUACUUUAACGGAAUAUUUUAAUUUAAAUUUGAGUAAUGACGUAAAAUGUUUUAAUUAUUAAAUCGCCAAAAAAGGCCGCUAUUUUAUUUAUUUAUUUAGUUUAUAUAUUAUAUUUUAAUUAAUACAUAUAUAUUAACUUAUAAACAACACGUACAUAUGGUGUAUUUGUAUUGUAUUAGAUAAAAUAGUUCUAAAUUCAUAUUUAAAAAUCGAACAGUGGGUUUACUCUAGACAUAAAUUCUAAUGAAUCGAUAUUGAAAUUAAGACUUCGCACUCUGGCAUUGCAACACUAGCGACGUACUGAUAGAUCUAUAUUAUGUAACUUGCUAAUGCAAAUUAUUGUAAACCGAUAUUAAUUAUAACUUAAUUCCUGGCAGUUUCAUGAAUAGUAGUAUAAAUUUGUUAUUGGAAGUAGAUUGGAUUGAUAUUACAUUUAAGAGAGGACUUGCUGAUCUGGGACAUUUUUAAUCCCAAUUACUUGAAGUACUGAAGUUUUUUUUUUUUAAAUAAAAAAGUGACUAAAUUUUGGCACGUUUUUGAUACUCUAUGCUCUAUCUACAUAAUCUAAGGUAUAUUGCUACUCUGUGACCAAUUAGCACGUUUAAAGUAAAACCUAAGAAAUGGCGGGAAAAUAAGGGAUCGCUUGUUUGGUCGAACCACAGAGUAUUUAAAAAAUGGUCUAGUUCAGUUAUAGAAAUAUGAAGCGACAAAAUGAAUAUUUGUAUAAUUGUAUUAUGAUACCUUUAAUACUGGAUCGAACAUGUGAACGCGCGGUUGGUAUGGAAGUUUAAAAAUAUUGUAGAAAAUGGUAGACUUGCAAUACGUGUGGUAAUGGUAUGGAACAAGUAAUAAGAUAUGUGCCUUCAAUUGGAUGAGUUGCCCCAAGCGUGCUCUCUUAUGGAAACUUAACAUUAUAAUCUAUGUCAGUUGAAUUACAUGGUGUUAUGUAGGUCACCAUUAGCAUCGUUCUAAAGCAGUAUUUUAAUGGUGAACUUAAACAUUUUUCCCUUAAAGUAACAUGCGUCGAAAAACGACGAAAUUUUUAAAUCCCCCAUAAAACUGCGUUUUUUUUUAAUGUAACUUACAAGGUUACAGUGUACACUGUAUUGCCUAUAAUAACGUUACCUUUCCUGACGUCUAAGGUGUUACGCCCCUGUACCCUGUAAUUUUACUUACUGUUUUAGUUUAAUUUAAAUGACUGCUUAAUUAAAUUUUACUGCUAUAUGCCACCCUUCCAACCGAAACACAUCUAUGUAAGCACAGCUACUUCCAGGUAAAAACACGAAUGGGACAGAGGUACCCAGACGAAUUUUGUACAAAGUCUCCCUCUGUUAGAGUCCAGUAUAAUUAGUAUCGUAGACUUAUUUUUGUCAUGUUUCUUUGGGAAAAAUGUCCAGUACCACUGUUACAGUGCUAUAAAAAUGCUAAUGAGUUAUAACUCUGUUACUUAAUCCAUUCUGACAAGAGUCCUACAGCUGUCACUCGAGUUAGGUAUCAAUAGACUAAACGGCAACGUUGUGAUUAUGUAAUGUACGUUGUGAGUCCUGUCAAACUGUAUUUUAUUAAUUAAGCCGUGUACAUGACUGUCUUUGCCAUAGAUAUAAGUUUAAGUAUCUUUAGAGAAAAUAAAGUUUCAAUGACAUUAUAUAAUUAAAGUCUCGCGAACAAACGUACUAAAAAAAAAAAAAAAUUAAAGUCUCGCAGGCAGCGUGGUCUCCGACCUUAGCCUGUUCCAAAACGGAACAAACGUACUAAAAAAAAAUUAAAGUCACGCAUUAUGGUUCUUAAGUUGUCCGAGGCAGUUGUUGGUUCAGAGAUGCUUUCAAUACAGUUUGGAAGUGGAUUAAUAGUAUUUUCAUUAUAUUAAGAGUGGCAAAUAAGCUGACGUCUCAUUUGGUGGAAAGUGUCAAUGGAGCGACACAGUAUAUUCUGUGACAUCCUUUGUCACGUAUUAGAGACGAUAGUUUCUGGUGAGUCACUUAACUACCAACAGUAACUUAAUAAGUAAUAACAUUAUAAAUAUGAAAGUUUUACGUUAAAAUAGACAGUUGAUUUUCAUUAUUUUAAAUUCCGACGGAGUAUAUUUUUGCUAAUAAUUACAAAGUACAAAUUUUGAAGACCGUUUCAUAACAGUUACAGAAAUUGAGACGCAUCUUUGGAUCAAUAACCUGCCUUAAUAUAAUUCAUAUAUGACCGCCAUCUUGUAGAAGGUGCCCAUGCGUUGCUUGUAAAUAUUUUAGAAAUAGAAAAUUUCUAUUGUUUUUACUAAACAAUGUGUCAACCGAAAUAAUGACCUUACGUUCUAAGUAUUUAUUGUAAGAAGUACACUCGACGACACGAAUUCUGUCACUGUGUAGGUAUGUAAAAAAAUUAAAAAAAAAAAACUAUUAUAUAAAAUUAUAAACUGUAUAUUGUAUACAAAAAAUAUGCAUUUAGCUAUAAUUAGGUCAUAUAAUAUGGGACGGCUGUGUUGUUGGGUGUACGUUGUUCGUUGCGUGUACUAGAGUAUAUUGUUAGCUAUUGUUAUUGUACAUAAUAUUGUACAUAUGCACUUGUACAGAACCGUGUAAAUAUCGUACCAGAUAUAUAUAUAUUUAAUAAUAUUAUAAAUUUGAUCUAAAAACAGUUUUAAAAUAAAAAUUAAUAAAAAAAAAACACCAAAAAAAGAUAAAAUAAAGCGAUGGCUUGAUAUAGCAA